CUGAUAGAUACAUUUCAGUCAAUCAGUCCAUUAGGUGGUUCACAGAAAAAACUACAGAUACCAGAUAGGCAAAAAACUACAGUACUACAGAUAAGUAGGUACCUAUAUCUAAAUAAAAAGCGGGCUUAAAACGUUACCAAAACACAUUCCCCAUUGAGCUCAAUAAACGGAGAUCGUAUACUUUAGAAACCAAACAAGAUGUCACGAAAAUCUCAGAUCAUAUUGGAUGUUUGCGAAAUCCUCGCUCAACAGGAAAAUUUGAAAGUAACCGUUAAAGAAUCUGCAAAAGGAGCUGCUAUUGUAGGUGUUGGAACCUUUAUUGGGGCCUUAUUUGGAGGAAAAAAUGGAUUGCUUGCAGGUGCUGCGCUAGGAAGUGCUGCUGCAAUGGCUCUAGUAUCCGAAUUCAAAUCCGUCGUUGAGAUAAUACGAGAUGAUAUGAAUGAUACUGAAAGGGAAAAACUCGCCAGGAGUGUUGGUUCCCUGCUCAAAGGGAUCAAUAUUACUAGUGUAGGAGCAGUCGUUGCAGCUGUUUCUGCAAAAUCUGGUCUGAAGAGUAAGGUGGUGAAUGAAAUUACCAAUUUUUUGCAGAAUGAGAUGCAGUUGAAUGUCAGCUGAAAUUCUCUUUUUCAAUUUUUCCUUUGCUGAUGUUUGUUUCUAUGUUAUUUUAUUGUUUGAUCAUAUUUUGUGACGCUUUUAUUGAAUUCAUAGCUCUCAUAUUGAAAUGUUGUAGACUUUAUUUAAUUUUAGACUUUAGGCACUUGAGGUAAUAGUACUUGAUGAUUUUCCUGUG
Phaedon cochleariae (mustard beetle) is the source of this 790-nucleotide messenger RNA. NCBI's taxonomy places the organism in Eukaryota, Metazoa, Arthropoda, Insecta, Coleoptera, Chrysomelidae. The record is from the annotation of a GenBank genome assembly.